Molecule: messenger RNA, 3216 nt
Organism: Triplophysa dalaica
Lineage: Eukaryota; Metazoa; Chordata; Actinopteri; Cypriniformes; Nemacheilidae
Gene: traf3
Product: TNF receptor-associated factor 3
Exons: 11
Coding region: 339-2138 (599 amino acids)
Biological process (GO): regulation of apoptotic process; regulation of defense response to virus; Toll signaling pathway
Cellular component (GO): plasma membrane signaling receptor complex
Molecular function (GO): zinc ion binding; tumor necrosis factor receptor binding
Source: RefSeq, a predicted model, not a curated record
GAAAGUGAGCUCUGGCGCCAUCCAGCGGUCAAACGCCGCGUCGCAGCCUGUUCUUUCUCUAUGGCGUCCAUUUAUAAGCUAGGCUUUUUUUCAUGACGGGGAUUUCCUGAGGAAGUCAGACCAAGGGGGCUUUCCAGUUACUAGACUCGGUAUCAACACCACACUGCCACAGUGGCGACUCCUCUACCUUUUCGUUUACCUUACCAGAGUCGUUUUUUAAAUAUUCCGAUCUGAAAAUGAACCGAUUCGUUCAUGUGGCCGUUGUUGCCCGUUUGAGAAGCAAGGACGGAGCCGUGGCCGCGUAAAUUUGGACGUUGUUGUCUCGAUGAGUCUGUCAUAUGAGUGGCUCCAUUGGUGAUAUUCUUCAGAGAAACGGGGUUGGAUCAUCGGACGACGUCGUUGAACAAUUGAUUCAUGUCAUGUCCGCAGGGCGUAAUGUGGAACAGCAGAUCGCACUGCAGCAGCGUCCUCCAUCUCUCGGCAUGCCCUCCAUGGCCCCGCGGUCCAGGCCCGAGCCAGGCUUCUUUCCCGUUCAAGGCGGCUUUAGGGACCACUUUGUUACAACGCCAGAGCCAAAGUACCGCUGCGAGUCCUGCAGGCUAGUGCUGUGUAACCCUCGGCAAACUGAAUGUGGACAUCGCUUCUGCGAGACCUGCAUUACAGAGCUGCUCAGUAAGCCUAACCCAGUUUGUCCAGCUGAUCUUGAAUCGCUCUUCGAAGAUAAGAUAUUCCGGGAUGUUUGCUGCAAUAGGGAAAUUAUGGCUCUAAAGGUCUGCUGUCGAAGUGAGAAGAAUGGGUGUAAAGAACAGAUGAGUUUACAGCGGGUCAUGGAUCACUUGGAAGUUUGUCCGUAUUUCGAGGUGCCGUGCCCCUUGGGAAAAUGCAAGGAGAAGAUGAUGAGGAAAGACAUGUCCGAGCACCUCAGCCGUAAAUGCAAACACAGAGAGAUCACCUGUGAAUUCUGCAAUCACAAGAUGGCCCUCACUGAGUUACAGAAACACAAAGAAACCGUUUGUCCAGCUUUUCCUGUAGCAUGUCCUAACCACUGCUCCUUUCCAUCCAUUUUGAGAAGCGAGCUGUCCAGCCAUCAGAACGACUGCCCGAAGGCUCAAGUGACGUGCUCUUUUAUUCGCUAUGGAUGCUCUUACAAGGCGCUGAAUCAGGAGAUGAGAGAACAUGAGUCCGGUUUUGCGUCGGAGCACCUGAGAAUGAUGGCGGUCAGAAACACCACACUGGAAGCCAAGGUAGAGGACAUUAAGAGCGAGCUGAUGGAGCGCUAUAAAGUUCUGCCGAGUCUCAGCAGUCGGCUGGCGGAGGUAGAAACACAGUAUGAGGAGAUGAGAGAGAAGAACAGACAGCUGGAGCAGAAGAUAGCCAGCAUUCAGAUGUUGAUGAGCACUCACUCAGAGAAACUGCUUGAGGUUGAAAUGGAGCUGAGAGAGCUUCGUCCACUGCGAGCUUUAAGGGAGGAGGUGGAGGCUUUGAGAGGGUCGGUUGAAAGCAUGCGUACCAUGGUUUCUUCUCUGGACUCGGGUCGGGUUGGAUCCAGUUCUGGUCCGGCACUGGGCUCUUUCGAGCAGCGACUGACACGCCACGACGACAUGUUAAGCGUUCAUGACAUCCGCCUGGCAGAGAUGGACCUGAAGCUGCAGGUUCUAGAGACGGCCAGCUUCAACGGUACACUCAUCUGGAAGAUCCGUGACUACAAGAGGCGGAAACAGGAAGCCGUUGCCUCCAAAACUCUCUCGCUCUACAGCCAGCCGUUUUAUACAGGAUACUUUGGGUAUAAGAUGUGUGCCCGUGUCUAUCUGAACGGGGACGGAAUGGGUAAAGGCACGCAUCUCUCCCUUUUCUUUGUGGUCAUGCGCGGGGAAUACGAUCCAUUGCUGCCGUGGCCGUUCAAACAGAAAGUGACGUUGAUGCUGAUGGACCAGGGGCCGGCUAGAAAACACUUAGGUGACGCCUUCAAGCCGGACCCCAACAGCAGUAGCUUUCGACGGCCCAACGGCGAAAUGAACAUUGCCUCGGGCUGUCCGCUCUUCGUGGCUCAGACCGUCUUGGAGAACGGAACUUAUAUCAAAGAAGAUACCAUCUACAUCAAGGUGACUGUCGACACCUCCGACCUGCCCGACCCCUGAUUUUAACUUUAUUUGGUCCGACCACAGUAAAGUCACAUGGCGCUCCUGGGCCGAGGUUGUGGGGCGAGGCUGACAGAGGAGAAACCCAGAUACGUUUGGGUUUCAAAUAUAUAGUUUGAGCUAUAGGCCUGUGCUAUUGAGAUGUUGCGCCCCUUGGGAAACAGCAGUGCCUUGCUUGGACAGGUUGUUGUAGCAUUUCAAAGGAGGUUUGUAAAAAUGUCCCCAUGCCUGCAACAUCUAAGGUGCAGUUUAGAGAAAGAUAUUUAAACUCUAAUAAAGCAAGAGAAUGUCAAUGUAUUUGGAGCUACAGAACGGAGAAAUCGGAUCAAUAGCAUGGCGCGCUUGGCAAACAACCAGCCCUAAAUGAUAGGAAACCGUUUACGUCUGCCAUGUUCGCCUUCAAUGAGUAUGAAUGCAUUUCGAGGCUAAUACUCCUCUCUCGUAUAGGUUGUUAGUUUGGAAGGUAACCGUUCAUGUUUAGUAACCAUGAUGAGUUCUGUAUUUGGUUGUAUCUGGUGGUUUUUGGUGGUUUUGUACAAUAUGCAAAUAAGUACUUGAGCUAACAUCUGUUGUAAGUAUUGUGGUGGUGUCAGGAACAGUUAAUGUGGAGAGAAGUUUUAUGACGAGGAAGUUUUGUUUGUUUGGGCAGAGGUGGCCGUGUUUCUGUUUUGUGUAGUUAUUCUAAAGGACCUAACUAUGGAGCAUUCAUGAAGGACUCUAUUGGCACUAAACUGGGACCCCGCAAGGGGUUCCUUUGUCAAGAAGCAAAACCUCAGUUUUUUAUGCAUGUAAAACUAUUCUUACAUGUCUUAACCUUCCCUGCGUUUACCACUUUGACACAUUAUUUUACGUAAUGUUAUUAUUAAUCGAUGCUGUGCAUCAGAUCUAUUGUCUUUUGUUUUCUAGUAUUUUAUUAUGUAAAACAGUUUAUAAUAAUGCCUUUAUGCUCCCAGCAAUGCUGCCAGAGACACAUACAGUAAUCCAGAUCAUUUUCAUGGUGGGGAUGGUUUUUGCACAAUUAUUGUUUGAAUGUGUAUUAUAUGUAUGAAUAUAUCGAUAUAAAAAUGAUGAAAACAUG